AUGUCGGAGCGCCUGCCAGCGUCGCGCGCGCCGGCGCAUGUGCCGGCCUCGGCCGCGAACUCGUCCUCGUUCUUGGAUACGCCCGCUCAGGCCGCUGCCAAUGCGACAGAACAGAUGGAGGAUGCACUUUCGGUGAUCCUCGUCACAGCAGGCUACGACCACACCAUCCGGUUCUGGGAGGCAUGGUCGGGCGUCUGCUCGCACACGAUCCAGCACCCCGAUUCGCAGGUGAACCGCUUGGCAAUUAGCCCAGAUAAGAAGCUGCUGGCGGCGGCGUGCUACAAUACUGUGCGCCUGUACGACUGCAAUCCUAGCGGCGCGUCGCUCGCGACCGCCGCGGCACAGAAUACGGACGCGAACGGGCGGGGGAGCCGCGUGAACCCGGUGACGACGUUCGAGGGUCAUUCGGGCAACAUCACCUCGAUUGCGUGGCACUGCGACGGGAAGUGGCUCGUGAGCGGCAGCGAGGACGGCACACUAAAGAUUUGGGAUACGCGUACAUCGCGCCCGCAGCGUGUAUACGACCACCGGGGGCCCGUGAACGACGUGGUGAUCCAUCCGAACCAGGGUGAGCUCGUGUCCUGUGACCAGGACGGCAGCGUCAAGGUCUGGGACCUCGGCGAGAAUGGGUGCAGCCACGAACUGGUUCCUGAAGAGGACGUGCCGAUGCGCUCGGUGACGAUCGCGUCAGAUGGCUCGUGUCUCGUCGGUGCCAACAACAAGGGGCGUGUGUACGUCUGGCGCAUCCAGGGGGGCACGUACGGCCCGGACGGCACACCGGUGCCCGACACCGGCGCCAAGAACGAGUUUACAGACCUCUUGCCCGUGACCAAGUUCCAGGCGCACAACACGUACAUUACGCGGUGCGCGCUGAGUCCUGAUGCGCGCUACCUUGCGACGUGCUCGGCGGAUACCACAGUCAAGAUCUGGUCGACGGCCAACUUCAAGUUUGACCUCGACAAGACGCUCGUCGGUCACCAGCGGUGGGUGUGGGACGUGGCGUUUAGCGCGGACAGCGCCUACCUCGUGACUGCGUCGUCAGACCAUGUUGCUCGGCUAUGGGAGCUGUCGAGCGGCGAGACGAUGCGCCAGUACAACGGCCAUCAUCGCGCUGCCGUUUGUGUUGCGCUGAACGACUCCAGCUUGGAGCCCGUGGGCGUCUAA
Molecule: messenger RNA, 1164 nt
Organism: Malassezia japonica
Lineage: Eukaryota; Fungi; Basidiomycota; Malasseziomycetes; Malasseziales; Malasseziaceae
Gene: LST8
Product: TOR complex subunit lst8
Exons: 2
Coding region: 1-1164 (387 amino acids)
Biological process (GO): regulation of actin cytoskeleton organization; TOR signaling
Cellular component (GO): TORC1 complex; TORC2 complex
Molecular function (GO): protein binding
Source: RefSeq, a predicted model, not a curated record